GACAUGUUGCUCCUCUUAGUUGUGCUGGUUUUAGUAGCUUCCGUCCAGCCUAAUGAAGAUGAUAAAGGGUAUAAUGCCUUACACUUUGGUACUAGCAACAGUGACUAUGUGACAUUUAGGUUUGAUAUAUCCCCGUUCCGCAACUCGUUCUCUACGUGCAUGUGGAUAAAGCGUAUUUACACCUCCUCCUCCUACCCAAUGGUAGCAGACUACUACAGCUCUGGUGGAAAUGAUCUUAUUAUAACAGCUAAUGGGGCCCAGACGUAUGUAGUACAUGAUGGUGGUCUGAGUAGCGCAUCAAGUAAGUUUGCCACACCCACCGGUAAGUGGUUUAAUCUCUGCCUGACCUGGUCUCUAUCUUCAACAACAAGUAACCUGUAUCUGGAUGGUGAACUCGUGGCAACAGACCAGACAGCAUCAGGGAAAUCACUUACCGCGGGUGGACAGUUGUGGUUUGGCAGAGCCUCUAGCACUUGGACUAAUAGUGCUAAUAGAAUAUUUGGUGGUGAGCUGUACCAGUAUAAUAUGUUUGCCGAGGUGCUGAGUGCUGCUACAAUUAGGAAGAUAGCUGAUGGUGGGUUGUGUUUUGACUUGGAUGGACUUUCUGAGACGAGAGUGUUACGGUGGUUGGAUAUUCUGAAGAAGUCUAGGAGUGGGUCUGUGACGGAUACUGAUACAGGGUGUAAAAAAACAUUGAAUAAUACGCGUGAGUCACAAGCGAAUCUGAAUGAAACAGAGACAGAGCUGCAGAUGAUAAAGGAGCAGUUAGAAACUGUCACUGGACAGUUAGAAACUGUCACUGGACAGUUAGAAACUGUCACUGGACAGUAUGAAACUGUCACUGGACAGUUGAACAGGACUGAGGAUAAACUUGAGACUGAAACUACCCGAUUUAACGAGUCACAGGCUGAACUAGACACUGUCAGAGGUCGACUGGGAGCUGAGCUCAACCAAACAGUAGAGGAACUGGAAACUUGUUCUGCGAAUCUUAACAAGACAAAGUCCCAGCUAGACGGUGCCAGAAAGUUUGAGAAUAUCACUCGGUGGGAUGUGUUGUUUACAGCGCCGUAUUACAACAAGGUAUUCUCAGAUGAUAUGUACGAAGAGCUGACAACAGGCUGGGACAUGUUAAGUAAAUUGGUUGGCGUUAACAUGACUGAUGGGGUAGUCAACCACUUUCGGGAGUACCACUCGGAAUCUAUGUGCGGCGUCUUCGACCAUUUCUCAUCCUUUUUGGAGAUACUCAGCCAGUUUAUCGGAGUUGAAAUGACAAAGGGGAUUGUGGAACACUUUAGAGAAUCCUACAACGACGGCGAAUGUGGCAACAACACAAAGAGUUAACUCUCGCUUGGUUGAUACGAAUUGCAGAUCCGAUCAUGGGCUGAACCGAUGGAGAUUAGAUAAGAGACAUAUUUUUCGUCGGGACUUAAUUUUACUUGCCCAGCUAAUAUUGCAUAAAUCAAGCUGUGUUACGACGGCCGUUAAUCAUUUUGAAUUGAACACUGUUAUUUAAUCUUAAACAGUGAACAUUUUUUACGGGAGGUUACAAAUAAUACGUAUUACCUAAUUUUUCUUUUUACCUGCUUUCAAUUGUUCAUUUUAUUAGGACAUGUGUUAGAACAUAUUAUGUUCAAAUUGAAUAUUAAUUGAUGAUAUCUUGAUCAAAUCUUCUUUCAGGAAAA
Molecule: messenger RNA, 1682 nt
Organism: Bolinopsis microptera
Lineage: Eukaryota; Metazoa; Ctenophora; Tentaculata; Lobata; Bolinopsidae
Exons: 3
Coding region: 4-1341 (445 amino acids)
Source: RefSeq, a predicted model, not a curated record